AUGCGCGUGUUAUUGGUAGUGGGAUGUGCUUUGGCUGUUGCCUUAGCAGCUGAAAAUGACCAACUAUUUCCAACAACUUUGAGACCAUUCCGGUAUUCCACAUUCGCCCCCACCACAACCUACAAUCCCUACAAAUAUUACACAGCGCGUUACACACCUAAGUCUGACGCUGGUAAAUACGAUCCCGGUAAAUACGAUCCAGGUAAAUAUGACGCGGGUAGGUACGAUCCUGGGAAAUACGACGCAGGCCGCUACGACCCUGGUCGCUACGACCCCAGCAAAUACGACAGUUCUGGACGUUACACGCCCGACAAUUCUGGACUUUACAACGGUGACCGCGGCGACCGUGGUGGCGCUGGAGGAUUUUACACUGGCUCCUCAGACAAGGGAGGUCCAGGAGGUUUCUACGUAGGCUCCAAAGAUGACAUCGAAAAGUACAGGCCAGAAAAGGAUGCCGGAGUUGCAAGCCCAACUGCCGCGCCAGUAACUACAGCCGCCCCGGUCACCACCGCCGCCCCGGUUACCACCGCCGCUCCAGUGACCACAGCCGCCCCUGUGUCCUUUGUCAGCUCAACCUUCGUGCCCAUUACCUACAAACCAAUUUACAAGCCGACGCCCGCACCUGUGAUCCCAAAGGUCGAGUACCCUGGUACCUACGACUACAAAUACGGAAUUAUCCGCCAGGAGACUGAUAUUCUUCCCGAUGGUUACCACUACCUAUACGAAACAGAGAACAAGAUCCUCGCAGAGGAAGCUGGAAGGAUCGAGAAGUCCAACGACUUCGAAGGCAUGAGAGCCAAGGGUUUCUUCGAAUACGUUGGACCCGACGGUGUCACUUACAGAGUGGACUACACCGCAGACGAGAGGGGAUUCCUGCCAAGCGGCGCUCACUUACCAUAA
Messenger RNA from Leptosia nina, 900 nucleotides. Lineage: Eukaryota; Metazoa; Arthropoda; Insecta; Lepidoptera; Pieridae. The record is from the annotation of a GenBank genome assembly.